Malassezia japonica is the source of this 1764-nucleotide messenger RNA. RefSeq lists its product as uncharacterized. The transcript is spliced from 2 exons. Lineage: Eukaryota; Fungi; Basidiomycota; Malasseziomycetes; Malasseziales; Malasseziaceae. The coding region runs from base 1 to 1764 and encodes 587 amino acids. The record is from RefSeq and is a predicted model, not a curated record.
AUGCACUGGGCGGCAUCGGCACAGGCGCUCGUCCGGGGGGGGAUCCACGCCCAGCUGUCGGGCCUGCCGGAAGACAAGCAGAGUGGGAUUCCAUGCGAGCUCGAGCCGCUGGCGGUCCUGCUCGACGAGUGCACGGACCUGCUGGCGUUCCGCGACGCAGAGCACAAGGCGGUGUUUGAUCACCUCGCGCAUCAGCGCGACGCUGCGCUCGCGCAGGCGGCCGUGCCAAAGGACACGGCGCUCCAGAACGAACGAUUUAAUUACGCGCUGGCGGUCGAGGCGCUGCAUGCAGUCCAAGGCGACCCAGACGCGACGUGCGUCGAGGCACCCAAUGCGCAUGCGGUGGACGCCGAGGCGCUCCGUGCGGAGCACACGGCGACGGUCGAGAGGCUGCGUGCAGAGCACCACGAAACGCUCGAACAGCUGCGCGCCGAGCACGCGGCGGCCGUAGCGAGCCUCGCCGAGGAGCACGCGACGGCCCUCGUGGCGGCCAAGGCGUCGCACACGUCGGAGCGCAAGGCGCUCGAGGCAGAGUACAUCGCGCUCAGCGAGGAAAUGCAGACGGACCACGUCUUUGCGCUCGAGGAUAUGCGCAAGGCGCACGAGGCGGAGCAGAGUGAGGCGCAGAGCACCUUUUUCACUACUAUGGAUACCCUACACAAGAAACACGCCACGGAGCUCGCCGAGGUGCGUGCCGAGCGCGACAGCGCGCGUGCGCAGCUCGCCGAGACGUCGCGCGCACUCGACACCCAGCGUGCGUCGGUCGCCGACCUCGAAGCGCAGCUGGAGUCGAUCCACGCGGCCUUGCAGGCCAACGACAAGGUGCUCGCCACGGUGCGGCGCCGCGUCGAGGGGCUCGAUGAGGUGCACGCACAGCUCGCGAGCAGCCGCGUAGCGAUCGCAUCCCUCACGGCUGCGCACCAGCAGACGCAGGACAGCCUUGCGCUCGAGAAAGAGCGCGCCACGUCUGCUGCGGACGCAGCCGCCGACGCCGAGCGGCGCUUUGCCGAGCGCGAGGCCGCGUUCCACGCCAAGACGCAGCGGCUGCACGAGGCCGAGCGGCGCCUCGGCGAGCUGCAGCGCGACGUCGAACGUACGCGCGAAGUGCAGGCGAAUGUCGAUACGCUGCAGCAGCGUGCCGAGCACGCAGAGAGCGAGGCGGUGGCGCUGCGCGAGCAGCUGCGCGUCACGGAGCCGAUGCGUGCGCAGACCGCGCAGCUCCAGAGCGAGGUGCAGGAGCUGCAGACGCUCGUGUCGAUGCACAAGAGCAGCGCCGAGCAUGCGGCACAGGAGCAUGUGCACGCCGAGGAAAAGAUCAAGGAAAUCACCGCCAAAGCGUUUGUCACCGAGCACACCCUGCGCGAGCGCGACGCAGAGGUCGAGACGCUCAAAGAGGCGCGCCGGCGGCAUACCGAGCAGAUCCGUAUGCUGCGUGCCGCCGAAAAGGAGAUGCGCGCGGUGCGUGCGCCGGACCACGCCGCCGAGCUCCACGAGCGCAUCGCGCAGCUGGAGCUCGAGCUGAGCGCCAAGGCGGAGGAGAUCGAAGAGGCGGAUACGCGCAUUCUCCACGCGCUCAAAGACAACAAGCGCCUCGCGACGCAAAACAAGGCACUGCAGGCGCGCCUCGACGGCCCGAAAGAGCGCGCGCUUCCGUUCCAGGACCGCACCAACACGCGCGCCGCCCCUGCGCCCGAGCCGGGCAAGUCGCCUGUGAAAAAGGUGGAGCGCGCCGAGCGCGCGGCGAUCAGGCCGGGUGUUUUGUAG